AUGGAGUCCACGCCCGCAGAAUCCAAAUGCCUUCCUGAAAGGCCUGUCGCCCCCGCAAAUCCUCCGGAGAAAAAAGAGGCGGAGAGGAAGGAGAAGAAGGAGAAGAAGGAAAAGGAAAAGAAGGAGAAGAAAGAGAAAAAGAAGGAGAAUAAGGCGAAAGCGCCCAAAGCCCCGGCGGCUCCCAAGCCGAAACGCGAACCUCCGCCUCCAUCUGAUCCCGAACAGAUGUUCAAGGUUGGUUUCCUCGCCGAUGUCUACGAGGAACGUCCCGAAAAGCAUGUUGUUACGCGAUUCCCCCCGGAACCCAAUGGCUAUCUGCACAUCGGACACAGCAAGGCCAUUGCUAUCAACUUUGGCUUUGCCAAAUACCACGGUGGGGUCUGCAAUUUGCGAUUUGAUGACACCAACCCAGCUGGUGAGAAACAGGAGUACUUUGAGUCUAUCAAGGAUAUUGUGCAGUGGCUGGGCUUCAAGCCCUACACUAUCACCCAUUCAAGCGACAACUUUGACCGCUUGUACGAAUUGGCCGAGGAGCUGAUCAAGAAGGAUGGGGCUUAUGUAUGUCAUUGCUCUAAGGCGGAAAUCGAAGCGCAGAGAGGUGGCGGCAAAGGCAAAGGCCACGCUCGCUAUUCCUGCCCUCAUCGCAACCGCCCCAUCGAGGAGUCCCUCACUGAAUUCCGUGCCAUGCGCGAUGGCAAAUAUAAACCGAUGGAAGCGUCUCUUCGCAUGAAACAGGACAUUGAGAACAACCCAAACCCGCAGAUGUGGGAUUUGGCUGCGUAUCGUAUCCUGGAUGAGAAGGAAAGCCACCAUUUCCGCACGGGCGACAAGUGGAAGAUCUACCCGACCUACGAUUUCACACACUGCCUAUGCGAUAGCUUUGAGAAUAUCACCCACUCGCUUUGCACCACUGAAUUUGAGAACUCCCGUGAGUCGUACGACUGGCUGGUCGACAAGCUGGGCCUCUAUAAACCCAUGCAGAGGGAAUACGGCCGCCUCAAUCUGACGGGUACGGUCAUGUCUAAACGAAAGCUCAACCAACUCGUCAAAGAGGGCUAUGUUCGGGGCUGGGACGACCCUCGUCUGUAUACGCUGAUCAGUCUGCGUCGUCGGGGUAUCCCCCCUGGUGCUAUCUUGUCGUUCAUCAACGAACUGGGUGUCACCAAGAACUUGAUCAACAUUGAGAUCGCCCGUUUUGAGCAGGCUAUCCGGAGUUACCUGGAGUUCUCUGUACCGCGACUGAUGAUGGUCUUGGACCCCAUCCUGGUUGUCAUCGAUGACUUGCCAGAUGAUUAUGUGGAAAUGAUUGAACAACCUUUCUCUCCCAAGGAUCCUUCUUUCGGCUCACACCAAAUCCCCUUCACCAAGCGCGUAUACAUUGAUCGCAGCGACUUCCGCGAGGAAGACUCCCCAGACUACUUCCGCAUGGCGCCUGGGAAGUUAGUCGGUCUAUUGAAGGCCCCGUACCCUGUCGUAGCAACGUCGUAUGAGAAGGACCCAGAAACCGGGCUCGUAAACCUGAUCCAUGCACGUUUCGAGAAGCCAGCCGAUGGGGCUGCACCGAAGAAGCCUAAAGCCUUCAUCCAAUGGGUCGCCGAUUCCCCCGCGCACAACAGCCCCGUUAAGGCUGAGGCGAGAGUCUUCCAUCCUCUAUUCAAAUCGGCCAAUCCGUCGGCGCAUCCGUCGGGCAACUUCAUUAACGAUAUCAACCCGCACUCGGAGGACAUCUACCCCAAUGCCAUGGUUGAGGUCGGUUUCCACGACAUCCGCCGCCGGGCACCUUGGCCGGCGCAGGGCGGCGGCGAACAUAACCCCGGUGAGGAGAAGGAGACUGAGGGCAGCGUUGCACUUGGGCCGGAGAGCGUCCGGUUCCAAGCAAUGCGCAUUGCGUACUUUGCCAUGGACAAGGAUACGACGGAUGAGAAGGUGGUAUUGAAUCGCAUUGUGCCUCUGAAGGAGGGUAUGUAA
Monascus purpureus is the source of this 1968-nucleotide messenger RNA. The record is from the annotation of a GenBank genome assembly. Lineage: Eukaryota; Fungi; Ascomycota; Eurotiomycetes; Eurotiales; Aspergillaceae.